Molecule: messenger RNA, 548 nt
Organism: Populus euphratica (Euphrates poplar)
Lineage: Eukaryota; Viridiplantae; Streptophyta; Magnoliopsida; Malpighiales; Salicaceae
Exons: 3
Coding region: 74-502 (142 amino acids)
Source: RefSeq, a predicted model, not a curated record
AAAAGAAAAAGAAAAGGCUUGCACAGCACAAUAACCAGAGGCAAAGGAGAGCGAGAGAGGGAGUACACCGGCAAUGGCAUCAAAUCUGAGCCCAGAAUAUGCCUAUGCGAUAGUCUACGCGAAGGACGUAGCCAAGUCCGUUGCUUUCUAUGCUAAAGCAUUUGGCUAUCAUGUUCGUCGCUUAGACGAGUCUAACAGAUGGGGAGAGCUGGACAGCGGGCCGACCACGAUAGCCUUCACUCCGAUUCACCAACGCGAGACUGAUGACCGAAGCGGUGCAGUGCAGACUCCCCAUUCUGACCGGGAGAGACCACCCAUGGAGGUUUGUUUUUCUUAUACGGACGUCGAUGCUGCCUACAAGAGGGCAGUGGAAAACGGUGCUAUCCCGGUGAGCAAACCAGAGGACAAAGAAUGGGGACAGAGGGUCGGGUACGUGCGUGAUAUUGAUGGAAUAGUAGUGAGAAUGGGGAGCCGUGUUGUGAAGCCUACAAAGCUAGACUGAGAGAUUUUGGUAUUGCUGUAGUUUUUGUGUUUAUGCUCUGAGAAAA